UUUUCCCAUCAGAGCCCAGAGCACAGCUUGUAUUCAUCAGCAUUUCCUAAGAAGUGGGAGGAGUCCUUGGUGGGGGCAUGCAGUGGAGAGAACAACAGACCAGGAAGGCAGCAACUCUGACCACCAGGAGCCAGCUAUCACAGACACUGGCAGCUGGCUCAGCUCUGCAGGAGAAGAGAGUAAUGGCUGGUGUCUCCCCUGCUGUCCUUGGAUGCCCAGAUGUCACCUUGGAAAGGAACACGGCAGUCCAUGAAGUCCAAGAAAAUAUCACAUCAGGGGACAGUUUAACAGUGGCCUCCAGCAACACUGACUUUGCCUUCAGCCUCUACAGGAAGCUGGUUUUGAAGAAUCCAGAUGAAAAUGUUGUCUUCUCCCCAUUCAGCAUCUUCACUGCCUUGGCCCUCCUGUCCCUGGGAGCAAAGAGCAACACCCUGAAGGAAAUCCUAGAAGGUCUCAAGUUCAACCUCACAGAGACCCCUGAACCAGACAUCCACCAGGGCUUUAGGUACUUGCUAGACCUUCUCAGUCAGCCAGGGGACCAGGUACAGAUCAGCACAGGCAGUGCCCUGUUUGUUGAAAAGCACCUGCAGAUCCUGGCAGAGUUCAAGGAGAAGGCAAGGGCUCUGUACCAGGCUGAGGCCUUCACAGCAGAUUUCCUGCAGCCUUGCCAGGCCAAAAAGCUCAUCAAUGACUAUGUGAGCAAUCAGACCCAGGGGAAGAUCAAGGAACUCAUCUCAGACCUGGAUAAGAGCACGUUGAUGGUGCUGGUGAAUUAUAUCUACUUUAAAGGUGGGCGUGGUCACUGCCUGGGAGUGGAGCGAGAGGAACUUGGCAAAUGGAAGAUGCCCUUUGACCCCCGUGAUACAUUUAAUUCCAAGUUUUACUUGGAUGAGAAGAGGUCUGUGAAGGUGCCAAUGAUGAAAAUAGAGGAACUAACUACACCCUACUUCCGGGAUGAUGAGCUGUCCUGCUCUGUGGUAGAGCUGAAGUACACAGGAAAUGCCAGUGCCCUGUUCAUUCUCCCUGACCAGGGCAAGAUGCAGCAGGUGGAAACCAGCUUGCAUCCAGAGACCCUGAGGAAGUGGAAGAACUCUCUGAAACCCAGUAGGAUAAGUGAGCUCCACCUGCCUAAGUUCUCCAUCUCCAAUGACUACAGCCUUGAGCACGUCCUUCCCGUGCUGGGCAUCAGGGAAGUCUUCUCCAUGCAGGCUGACCUGUCUGCAAUUACAGGAACCAUGGAUCUGAGAGUCUCUCAGGUGGUCCACAAGGCUGUGCUGGAUGUGACUGAGACAGGCACAGAAGCAGCUGCUGCCACAGGAGUCAAAGUUAAUCUACGUUGUGGAAAAAUCUAUUCUAUGACAAUAUAUUUCAAGAGGCCAUUCCUGAUAAUUAUCUCUGACAUAAAUACUCACAUUGCCCUCUUCAUGGCCAAAGUUACAAAUCCCAAGUGAGACCAGAACUUCUCAAAUGGGGAAAGGGCCCCUUUCCAAGAGCUGGGAAUUGAGCCUGUAUGUCUGUCUGCACAUUUUGGCUUCCAUGCUCUGCUUGGCUGAGGCAUGCCUGACUAGACAGUGACACUGACUAAAUCUGUGACUGCCUCAUGCAGAGAAGCCUAUGGCUGGUCAGUGUCAGACUCCCUGUCAUCUUGGCAGCUCUAGCUCAGGUUCCUGACCUGAAAUUUGUGUUAAUCCCUGUGCCUGCUCUCUCCCCUGUAUCUGUCAACCCAAAAGCCUGGGCCCAGCAGUGAGGCUCUAACUUAGGCUCUGCUUAUGUCUACCUUCAGCCUUUCAGUCAUGAUGAUACUAUGCAAGUUUACAGGCCAACCCUUAAGGACUAAGAAGUGAACCUGCUGCCCUGGGUCUAUCUGCAGCAUCUGAAAUGUUUGGUUCCCAGUUCUGCCUUACUCUUGCCUUCCUCUGGGCAGAGCUAUCCACAGCCCCUGCAGAGUCUCCUGACCCCAUACAGAUCUGGCACAGGUGGAGACCUCAGCCCUGCAGCUGCAUGGGGCCUGUGGGUCAGAGCAGCUCCUCUCCCGCUAACACUCCUACUCAGGACAGAGAAGAAGCCUUACCCUAAGUCUCUAUUUGACCAACUACAAAGGACAGGUGGACACCUCCACCUUCAUCACACAAAUUGAAAGGGCAGGAGCUAAGGAUCGAUAAAUAAUUAACUGCAUUGAAUGUGACAGUGUUCACAGAACUUCCAUUUGGUGCUUAUUCCCUCCAGUGACAACAAGGACAUAGAGAUUGUCACUCAUACUCUGUGACUCCUGUGAUGGUUCUCUGACCUACUUUCUAUUAAAUGUCCCUUAUGGACAAGAUA
Mus musculus (house mouse) is the source of this 2322-nucleotide messenger RNA. RefSeq names its product serine (or cysteine) peptidase inhibitor, clade A, member 3I (gene Serpina3i). Bases 78 to 1451 code for a protein of 457 amino acids. Gene Ontology annotation, cellular component: extracellular region. Gene Ontology annotation, molecular function: serine-type endopeptidase inhibitor activity. The transcript has 5 exons. The record is from RefSeq and is a predicted model, not a curated record. Lineage: Eukaryota; Metazoa; Chordata; Mammalia; Rodentia; Muridae.